Messenger RNA from Trichoderma gamsii, 1317 nucleotides. RefSeq lists its product as hypothetical. The transcript has 3 exons. Lineage: Eukaryota; Fungi; Ascomycota; Sordariomycetes; Hypocreales; Hypocreaceae. The annotation marks the transcript as partial. The record is from RefSeq and is a predicted model, not a curated record.
AGCAGAAAAGAGCAACGGAUUAUCCGAAGUCAUGCUUCUCGAGGGAGAGCUAAACGGCGCCAGCGUCCACAGCUCAAGUCUUGGAUUCUACAACGGGAUGGCAGCCCAUCAUUAGUGGACGACCAAUAUACUUCAAUACCUCCGCGGGUCGGUUGGGAUCUUUCCUUUUUCGACUUUCCUAUAGAAAUCCAGCCUUAUAUGCAAGGCGAACUGUCAUUAGCUUUAUCUCCGCUGAGAGAAGCUUUAUAUCCUCCGGAAAUUUGCCUACAAGUGGAUCCUGCGUCCAGUUCUUGGACCACGGCGCUCCUUACUGAUUCAGUAUACUUACACUGCACACUCUUUUCUGUUGAGGCGUAUCUUGAAAUAUGCCUUAGAAAAUCCCAUGGCCCACUUACGCACUUCUAUUUCCAAAAGACACUCCGGCUUCUGCAAGAUAGGUUGGACACACCCGGCGAUCCGCUUUCAAUUUCGGAUCCUACUAUCAUGGUAGUGUCUGUCUUAGGCCUGACAGCUGAGGUGACUGGAGAUUCAGUGGCUGCACAAAAGCACAUGAAAGGGCUACGAAAAAUGGUGGAUUUGCGAGGAGGGCUUGAAAUGCUGCGAUUCGACAAUUCUCGACUACCUGCCAAGGUCUGCCGCAUUGAUCUCGUACUGGCUCUUCGAUUUGGAAUCGAGCCUGUUUUCUUCAAUAGCGCAAUACCGUGGCGUUCGUUCGUUGGCCAUGGACUAAUAAGAAAAAGCAAAGGAGCUCCAGCAGACAACGGAGAUCUUUCAGAAGUUCUCAAUACGCUUGAUAAGAGGCUGACAAACGUUUGGAAUGACUUGAAAGAGUUUUCUCAGAUAUGCAAUCUUGCAUCCCAAACACCUCAUAAGCUCUCGCCAAACAUUUUCAGCGAAAUCAUGAUAUCAAUUUAUUAUCGACUGUUAAGUCUCAAAUUUGAGGAUGACCCUGUUGCAGAAGCCAUUCGCGUCGCGAUGAUGGCCUUUGGAUCGGGUAUAUUUUUCCAAUGGCGGGGCAUCAAACAGCGGCUGGAAUUUCUCGAUCAUCUUUCGCAAACCUCCCUGUUAAACUUGCGAAAAUCGCAAAUCCGACUGCCUCAGCUAUUGAUUUUAUGGCUUUUAGUGGUCCAGAUUUCUGCAUUUUCACAAUUGCCGCCCGAGAAUGACUUGAGGCUAUGGGUUAAUGAUAUUGUUUCACAGCUGCCCAUUUCUGAUUGGAAACAAGGCCGCCAAAUGUUGAAAUCAGUUGUGUGGAUUGACUAUUGUCAUGACAAGUUACUUGACCAAGUGUGGCCAGAAACAACCAAGAGUCCCUGA